AUGUAUCGGGAUCGAGGUGGGGUGUCGAAGUCCGAGAUUCGGUCUCUUGAUCGGAAGCGUAUAAAUGAUACCCUGGACAAGCACCUCGAGAGAUCAUCCCCAUCCACCUCAAAGGUGACGUUAGGGACGAGCAGUAAGGACAGGGACCGACUCUCUGUUCCGUCCACCUCCGCGGGGAAGCUGUCUGACCAACGGCCGAAGAAUAAGUGCUCUGGUUUGUGUUAUUACUCAUGCUGGACUUGAUUCUGCUUAUUGAGGCUUUAUGCUUGUUUCUGGCACUUUUUCAGUAAAUUGAACACCGCAUAAUUCAACAAAACUGGGGUCAGGUUUCGUUAUUUGUGGUACUACAGUUAAUGCAUAUUAGAACCCUAGAUUUUGGAAUGCCCAUUGCCAGAAAAUUGCAGUGUUGGUGCAGUUAAUGCAUAUCGAAACCCUAAACGUUGCUUUCCCAUGUCAAUUUUUUUCAGUUAUUUCAUAUUCUUGUUCUCUACAGUGGUGUUUACCAGUGAAGCGAAUCCACCAAUGAAGUACAACUUUACCUGGUGCCUGCAGACAACCAAAUGAUCUUUACGUUUUAUUUUUUGUUAUCUUUACACUUCUGUUUAAUUUACGCUGAAAGAUGCAUGUGACCGUGAAUGAGCAAGAACCAUGGCUAAAAGGCAACCUGUUUUUUUGUGGACUUAUAAUGCAGGUCUUCUCAUUUAUGGUUUUCUUUCAGACGAGGCAUCUCACUUGUAACUGUGCCUCAAACGUAGCACCUCUACGAAUUAUUUUGCUAGAUUGGUGGCCAUGAAAUCGAAAAAAGUUCGUUUUGGUUUCUGGUCUACAUAGCACAAUUCAUGUAUGGAUGUGUCCCUCUAUUUAUGAAUGCUAGCCAUAGCUUCCUCGAAACAACUAUACUCUAGAUUUUACCCUUCAGGUUAUAUUGCCGUUUGUGAAAAAAAAAUUUACUUGGAAUAUUUAAUGACCUUCUGCUUUAACACCGCUACAUAUCUUUUUUUUUAAAUGAUACCAAUGGGCAGGGAUCUGCUCUUGAGAAUGGUGGGGCGGGGGUCGGCUGUAGGAUUUUUUCUUUCUUUCUUUUUUCUGGGUGGGGGAAGGAUGUGUUGCAGCCUGCUUGAGGGUAGAGUUUGGUUUGGGGGAGCUUGAACCAGAGAUGGACGAUCGAGGCAGUUAGCAGGGAGUGAGAGAGAAAUGUGGAUGGAUAGUAGCCACCUGCCAUAGGAGAACUGUUGAGGUGUCAGGGAGCUGUGCUGGUGAAGGAUUUGGGCUCUGGGGCUCCACAGUGGUGGGAGGAGCGAUGAAGAGAAGAGGUUUGGGGGGGGGGGGGCAGCUGUAUAGUGAAGGACAGGGGGCGUGGGUACAUGUAGAGCAGGAUGCCACAUGUAUACGAUAAGGCCUGGUUGGAGUUAUGGAAGAUAAAAACAUGCUAAGUAGGGAUGUUAUUGUCAUUUUAGGGUAUAACUGUGGUUAAUGUGAAGUCAUGCUUCAAAUUAAUUGUGAAGUUAUUAAUGGAACGAGUUGGCAAACGGAUCGUGAGUUUGGAAAAGAAUUAUGCAGAAGAUAUACAGAAAGGAGAAACCUUUGGCCUAUUCACGCUAGAUGAGCAGAUUGAGAUGGAAUCUUUUAUCCAGAGGAAAGUGAAUAGAAUCCACAAUUGCAGAAAGUUUUAAUGCAGGUUACCGUUUUGGGGAGUUGAGGGCUAGUUAAUUGGAUACUUUGUGAUUAUGUUCACUGAAGAUGGAAGAACAGUUUGAUGACAGAAUCUAGCCUAGUGCUAAUUCUUCUGCUCAAUGUCAAGGAUUCACGUAUCUGCGGAACAUCAGUUCAGAGAGACGGUUUCCUAGCUUCCAUUCAUGGUAACGUGAUAACGCCUUUAACGCUAAUAAUGAUUACAUGAAGGAAGCGUGUGUUUUGCUUCUGUAAGAAGAUGUAUUGCUGACGGAGCAUGUUUGGCAAUGGACCAUAUUAAGGUUAGGCUUUUAAGAAAAUGGUUUCUGAAAUGGACAUUGUUAUAGGAGAGUAGAAAAUGAGGAGAAAUUUUUGGUUUUCUUUUUUCUCUUUCCCCAUUUUAAUUCCACAUGGCCUCUUUCUUUUCCUUAUCACAAGCUGGUGGGAAACUUCAUUUGUUUCUUUCGUAUCAAACGACCGAGAUAAGUUGUUUUAACGAUUUAAUCGUCUGAAGGAUAAUGAUACAUCGCUCUUUCUUUCUCUUUGUCAUGCUAGUACCAAAUGCUCACAGUUUUAUUCAUGGAAUGAAGGUGGGUUAUUUUCGAGAAUUUGGGUCGAGAAAAAGGACGAUGCUAAGCUAGUUAUUUUGCCAUUUUAAAUUUCUCUGUUUAUCUCAUUGCAGAAGAAUCUGAUACAGACAGUGAAGAAUCCGAUGUCAGUGGAUCAGAUGGCGAUGAUACCUCUUGGAUCUCAUGGUUUUGCAACUUAAGGGGUAACGAGUUCUUUUGUGAGGUUGAUGAUGAUUACAUCCAGGAUGAUUUUAAUCUCUGUGGGUUGAGCAGUCAAGUUCCAUACUAUGAUUAUGCUCUUGACUUGAUUUUGGAUGUGGAGUCAUCUCAUGGUAAGCUUUAGUUUCGGUACUUUAUUUCCUACGUAUUUUAGGUUAUUUAACUUUGAUAUGUCUCACAUCUUUAGAUAAGCAUUUGACAUAUGAAACAUCACUGUUGAGCUAACCAGUAAUGAACAAAAACCUUUAGUUUUUGUUACUUUGCACGACAAUUAGUUGUCCUGAAAUUAAAAUCCCCACUGGAAUUACCAGAAUAUUGGGGUAACAAAACCCCACUCAGAAUUAUCUGAUCUGCUUAAUUAUGAAUUGGUCCUGUCAAACUCUGUUUUGAUUGGGAAAUUAGAAAUGGCUGUGCAAGCUCAUUUAUGGAAGCUAGCUUCGUUUUGGCAUAUGACAGGGCAUGAUCCCGAAAGUGCUUUUCGUUUCUCAAGAUAAAGGUGGUUUUUCUAUGAUCAAAUCAACAUGGCUCUUUGCUUGCGUGGGCUUAAUAAUGUUGGGUGCCUCUUGGUUACGGCUAUGGAUGUAAUUGUUAUCAGCAAAUAGAAGUUGCUGAAAAUUGAGUCUUUUUGCAACUCUAGAAGACUAUUCGUGACAAGGAUUAGUCUGUUGGUUGAUAUCCUCUUCAGCUCUGGUCAGCAUCAUUACCUAGGCCAUUUUUCUCCUGAAAGAAAAUUGGAUCAUGUCCGAAUUUGUCGUUUUUGUGCUGAUUGGUGGUUUACACCGCUCAGUCCCAAAUUCAUGAUCAGUUUCGAGACCUAAAAUGGAUUUAAGUCUGGUGUUUAGAAGUCAUCUUGAGUUUGGUUUAUGCUUACUUUGUCCUUUCUACCACGUGGUUGAACAAGCUUUUGUCAUGAAUUCAGUGCACAACGCCAUCAUAUUUACAUUAAGAGACUGGUCUGUUGAUGAGACGGUGUAUUUUGCUGUAAAUUCGUAUGGAUACAAAAUUACCGGAAAAAUAUCGUUUUAUUCCCAUCAACAAAGAGGACCUUUGAGAAUCUGCCAGUAUCAAAAUCUCCUGUUUAUCUUAAUGAUGGAAUUUGCAACUUUUGGACGUUUAAUAAACGAAAAGCAGACCAGUGACAUAUUGGACUCUAUAUUGUUUUCCCAACCACUCUGAUUUUGUCUCCAAUUAUGUCCUCUGGGACCCUGUGCACUUUCCUGUUACAAGGGGGCAUUGGAUGGCUUAAGUUUGGAGGGAGAUUUUGUGUAUUGACAUCUCUUGUUCUUCUCCUCAGGAGACAUGGUGCUGUAGCUUGCUACCUGAGAGGGUACCCUGUGUGCUUCCACAAUGAGACAUUUUACAUCGCAUUUAUCAACUAGUUUUGAAUUAGUUGUAAUAGCCUAGCUGAGAUAUAUAAGCUUUAUUAAAUGUUACCAAAGGCUACCCAUGGCAUUGGGAGGAUUAAAUUAAAAGAUUUAAUGUGGAGGAUCACAUUUUCUUUAUUAGAGCGUACCUUUCGAUAAUAACAAAUGAACUUACCAUCAUAAUCCAGCCUUCUGGGAGUCAGUGAAUAAAUACGCAAUUUCUAACUCUCAAUGGAUUCAUCUCUUCUUUUGUGGCAUUUUUUAUAUAAAAAAAUUGCGCUAAACAUGUUAUUUUUUCCUCAGGUUAUAUAACCUGCGUACUUAAUUCAUAUUUUCAUGUGUUUACGAUCAGGGGAUAUGUUUACUGAGGAGCAAAAUGAGUUGGUUGAGUCAGCUGCAGAGAUGCUGUAUGGUCUUAUUCACGUCCGGUACAUAUUAACCAGUAAAGGGAUGGCAGCAAUGGUGAGGCUUUUCAUCAGUCUAUCCUUUUUAAUUAAGUUCCGCCAUGCUUCACCCAUAAGUUUAUGAUGCAUAUUCAAAACCCCUGCAGCUGGAUAAAUAUAAAAGCUACGAUUUUGGAAGAUGCCCCCGAGUCUAUUGCUGUGGGCAGCCUUGUCUUCCUGUCGGCCAGUCGGACAUACCACGAUCUAGUACCGUGAAGAUCUAUUGUCCAAAAUGUGAAGACAUUUACUACCCAAGAUCGAAGUACCAAGGCAGUAUCCUUGCACAUUACAAAAUCAAUAUAAUUACUGACUCUUUCUAUUUUCUUUCUAUUUUUAUCACCAUGAUCAUAUUGCCUGCUGGUUAUUAUACUUUCUGAUGUUUUAAUAGAGUUUAGUAUCUGAGAGCAUUGUUUGGUUAUGAAUCUUGAACAUUGGGUCGAUGAACAUGUUUGUGAGUAUACAGGUAGGGAGGGAGGGAGGGAGGGAGGUGACGGCAUGUUUGAGUAUGCUGUCACCUACCUCAAAAUGGAAGGGGUUCAUCCAAUAAAGCAUGGAAAAUAUCCUUUUUUUAUGAAAACUAUUAUGGGUAGUGUGGUAGAUCUCGAGCUUAAGGGUAGAAAUGGGAUUAGAGAUCAGAUGUUGUAGUUUUUUGGAGAUGGUGGCUCCUCAUGGUACUUACCAUAAGCAUGAUAAAUAUCCUGGGUUGGUAAAAUAAUUAUGGGUGGUAGAAGAGAAGAUCUCAUACCUUUGAUCUGACACGGAGAUCAAAUGAUGUGGUUUUUGGAAGUAAUGGCCUCUCUUCCAAAGUCACUUAAUUAUAGUAAUCGAUGCUACUGAUUCAUACCAUCAGUGAAGUUACAAGAAUUUGUCUCUGGAUCUCAUCCGUGGAAGAGAAAAAUUAUAGAAUAUCUGAAUUUAUAUGAAAGUUACUAAUAACCUUGACGUUCUGAGAACUUCGAUUUGGGAUUGUAUACUGAAUAACUUCAUAGUGCAAGGAUGAUCUUUGGAUUCUUGUUCCCGAAAGAGAAAAAAUAUGGAAGAUAUGUACAAGGUACCAAUAACCCUGAAUAUCUACCAAUUUUAUUUCAUAAAGCUUCGAUUUUAGAUUGUGUGGAACAAUUUCGUACAUGAAUUUAUGCUAAAUCUGAAAAAGAAUAUCAUGAAACUACCGCAUAUCCUUCUAUAAAACUACAGCGUUUCAUCUCCAGAUUCUCAUCCUGGAAUGAAAUAGCAUAUACAGAAUAUCUCAAUUCUCUACUCGAGCAACACCCUCUGAUGAACCAUGACUCUGGAAAAGUUUUGAUGUAUUAUCUUUUACUUUGGAUGGUUCAUCUCCGGAUUCUCAUCCUGGAAUGAAAAAGCAUAGAGAAUAUCCAACUUCUGUACUCGAGCAAACACCCUCCGAUGAACCAUAAAUCUGGAAAAGUUUUGAUGUUUGAUCUCUGGAUUCUCAUCCUGGAAUGAAAAAGUAUACAGAAUAUCUCAAGUUUUUACUCGAGCAACACCCUCUGAUGAACCCUAAAUCUGGAAAAAAAACUAUGUAUUAGCUUUUAUUUUAGAUGUUCCAUCUCCGGAUUCUCAUCCUGGAAUGAAAAAAGCAUAGAAUAUCUAAAUUCUCUACUCGAGAAACACCCUAAAUCUGGAAUUUUUUUGGUGUAUAACUUUUAUUUUUUUAGAUUGCAUGCCGAAUAAAAUAUUAUUUUGGUCGGUUGAUAGAAACUGGGGGAUCAGAGAUUAUGUGAUCUUUCUUUGACUCGUAAUCAGACGUGGAUGGAGCUUAUUUCGGCACGACAUUUCCCCACCUGUUCCUGAUGACUUACGGGCACCUCAAGCCCCAGAAGCCGUGCCAGAGCUACGUCCCCAGGGUGUUCGGCUUCAAGCUCCACAAGCCCUGA
Molecule: messenger RNA, 6161 nt
Organism: Spirodela intermedia
Lineage: Eukaryota; Viridiplantae; Streptophyta; Magnoliopsida; Alismatales; Araceae
Source: the annotation of a GenBank genome assembly